AUGCUCAAGAGGAAAUCGGAGGCCCUAGGCGACAGCCCCGACAUUUCGCCACCCCCCGGUCGUGUGAAGAUGUCAGCGCCACCGGCAACGAUUGACAUUGAGCUGACGCCUCAGGAGACCCGGCUGAAAAACCUCCUGGUGGAUACCGCUAGGCGCAUAGACGAGUCAGGCCAACUCGACGAGCCCGUUGUGCUGCGCUGGGCCGGCGGCUGGGUUCGUGACAAGCUCUUAGGGAUCGAGUCUCACGACAUAGAUACCGCCAUCAACGCGAUGACCGGCGAGGCCUUUGCGUUGAAGAUAGCUGAGAUAUGUCAGGAGCCAGGAACGAUCGAGAAGCACGGCAUCGAAGACCACGACGUGGGAAGCCUCCAUAAGAUUGAGCGGAACCCGGAAAAGUCCAAACACCUCGAGACCACCACCGUGAAGCUCUUCGGGUACGAUGUAGACUUCGUCAAUCUCCGCAAGGAGACCUACACGAAGGACAGCCGCAACCCUCAGAUGGAAUUUGGCACCGCUGAGGAAGAUGCUCUGCGGCGGGACGCCACCAUCAAUGCGCUGUUCUACAACCUAAAUACGGGCCAUGUCGAGGACUUCACCACUGGUCUGGCGGAUAUGAAGCUGAAGCUGAUUAGGACGCCUCUUGAUCCCUUACAGACCUUUACGGACGACCCCCUUCGCGUCCUGCGACUCAUCAGGUUCGCGACACGCCUGGAAUUUGCUAUCGACCCUGCCGCGGAGGUGGUUAUGAGCGACAGCCGUGUCCUCGAUGCGCUCCGGCUGAAAAUUAGCCGCGAGAGGAUCGGCGUCGAGAUGGAGAAAAUGCUGAAGGGAAAACACCCUCGGGAAUCCCUGGAAUACAUCAGCAACCUCGGUCUGUACCACGCGAUUUACACAGACCCCUCAAAGACGAUGUCAACUCCGGAUAUCUCCAAGUGGAGUCUGGCCUACGAAUGUCUCGACUCUCUUCGUCGGAACAAGACGCCUGGCUCCAUUUUCGAUGUACUGGUACGAUCAGACGAGGCCGCCUACUACGCCUGGACGUUGGCCUCUGUCUGUCCUUGGGAUAAUGCGGGAGCACCACCUCACAGUGGCCGCCGAAAGCCCCCUCCCCCUUUCGUAACCUCAGUCUUGGCUGAAGGCAUUAGGGGUACGGCUAAGAUGUGCGAUCUUGCGACGGCCUCGUAUAACAACAGAGCGGAGAUCAUGUCUCUAAAGACGGCAGUGUGCCAAAAUGCCCCUGAGAUAAAUGAAAGGGACAGGUUCGGGAUGGCGAUUCGGCGUUGGAAUGAUAGAGCUGGCCAUUGGAGGCUACAAGUUUUAUACGCACUCCUAGUCGAAGCCAUGGGCCGUUUAGCCCCAGGGUCAGAGAAUCCCACCAGCAACGACGAAUUCUUGCGCCAGUGGCAACUGUUUCUGGACCACCUGCAGGAGAUCGAUGUCGUAGAGGCGCCCUCGCUGAAACGGCUGGUUGGCGGGACUCAGCUUUUCGAGGCCUUGGGUGUGACGCCGGGCAAAUGGAUGAACCCAACGCUCGACUUCUGUCUUGCCUGGCAGUUCCGCCACCCAGAAGCCACGGACCCUUCUGAACUCAUCGAGGAGGUGAAGGGCAACAGGGCCGCACUAGGUAUACCGGAGAAAGAGUGA
Messenger RNA from Durotheca rogersii, 1644 nucleotides. RefSeq lists its product as uncharacterized. The transcript has 3 exons. Gene Ontology annotation, molecular function: RNA binding; ATP:3'-cytidine-cytidine-tRNA adenylyltransferase activity. NCBI's taxonomy places the organism in Eukaryota, Fungi, Ascomycota, Sordariomycetes, Xylariales, Xylariaceae. The record is from RefSeq and is a predicted model, not a curated record. Gene Ontology annotation, biological process: tRNA 3'-terminal CCA addition. The coding region runs from base 1 to 1644 and encodes 547 amino acids.